This is a messenger RNA of Puccinia graminis f. sp. tritici CRL 75-36-700-3, 477 nucleotides long. RefSeq lists its product as uncharacterized. The transcript has 4 exons. Gene Ontology annotation, cellular component: membrane. The record is from RefSeq and is a predicted model, not a curated record. The coding region runs from base 1 to 477 and encodes 158 amino acids. NCBI's taxonomy places the organism in Eukaryota, Fungi, Basidiomycota, Pucciniomycetes, Pucciniales, Pucciniaceae. Gene Ontology annotation, molecular function: galactosylgalactosylxylosylprotein 3-beta-glucuronosyltransferase activity.
AUGGAUCUGGAUGUCACGAAGAUAUGCGAGGAUGCAUAUUUGAUUAUGCAUAAAAUUUGCGAGUUUGGAUUUCACAACACUUUACACGGUAAUCUCGAAGGCAUGCUGAAGCAUAUUAUUUCCCAUAUUGCAUCGUCGGUUGGGGGUGGUCCAUUUACAUCGGAUCUCGAGCGAUUCUUUGGCCACGGACCGAUCAUCUCGAUCGAUGACGACUUCAACUUCUUGCCCGAACUGUUGGUGAUCAUCUGGGACGUCCAACGGAUCGGGGUCUGGCCGAUGGACAACCUCGGCCCCAAUGGCUGGGAAGGCCCGGUCUACGACCCCUCUGAUCACACCCUCCUCCGUUGGGAGGCCGGGGCCGUCCAGGAUCGCAAGUUCCCCGUCGACAACGGCGCCUUCGCCUUCGCCUCUGAACUCCUUGCAUCGACUAUCAUUGGGACAAGGUAUUGGCCAACCGAUAUCAGCGGGGUCCACUAA